Elephantulus edwardii (Cape elephant shrew) is the source of this 630-nucleotide messenger RNA. RefSeq names its product family with sequence similarity 180, member B (gene FAM180B). The record is from RefSeq and is a predicted model, not a curated record. Lineage: Eukaryota; Metazoa; Chordata; Mammalia; Macroscelidea; Macroscelididae. The transcript is spliced from 3 exons.
AUGGUCCCAGGCUGGAGCAAAACCACCAAGGAGCUGGCAGCUUUUGUCUGCUGGGGCACAGUACUCCUCAGCCCAGAUGUCCCAGCAUCUGGCCAGCUGACCAUGCACCUGAUGCGCUCAGCUCCCGAGGGGCUCCGUAGAGCCUGGACCAGGCGGGCCUCAGCAGGAAGUUUUAAAGGGCAGCCUGUGAACAUGGGAGGUGAUCUGCAGGAGCCAGAGGCACCAGAAGUGAUGUCUGAGCUCCUCUGGACGGGGCUAGAACUAGAUGUCACUGGGCAGCUGCACAUUCAGGAUGAGAAGCUGGCGUCUACCUGUCCAGGCCACCGUCUCAGGCUCCUCCUGCAGCACCACAUGCUCAGCAACGUGGAUGGUGCUGAGCAGCAGAUGCAGCAGCUUCAGCAGUUGUGAAAGGGGCCUCCUGUAAGUCCUUGGGAGUUCAAACAGCUGCUCCCCACAGUCCUGUCCCGCGUCUAUCAGCUCCACAACGCUGGCGAGGAACGGGGGCGCUGGGCCCAGGUCUUUGCUCAUCUGGCACAGGAAACACUCUGGUACCUGUGCAAGGGUUUCUGCCCCCAGAACCAACCACAUGCUCUGGAGCCCUGGGCCUUGAUGCUUGACCCUUCUGACUGA